Molecule: messenger RNA, 902 nt
Organism: Phoenix dactylifera (date palm)
Lineage: Eukaryota; Viridiplantae; Streptophyta; Magnoliopsida; Arecales; Arecaceae
Product: GATA transcription factor 15-like
Biological process (GO): regulation of DNA-templated transcription
Molecular function (GO): sequence-specific DNA binding; zinc ion binding
Source: RefSeq, a predicted model, not a curated record
UCUCUCUCUCUCUCUCUCUCUCGAUUUCCCUCUCUUCUCUUUGCUCUCUUUCUCUAAGCUUCCGAGGUUAUUUUUUUUUCCUUUUUCUUGUGAAAUCCAGAAGAGAUCAAAGAUCUCACGGAGGUUGGUGAGGGGGAGUGUGGGGUUUUGUUCUCUCCCGGCGGUGUUUUCUCUUAUCUCUCAUGUUUUUCGAAGAUCUCUACGUUUUUCUCUGUCAAAUAAGCUGGGAUCGAAGAUCUCGCGAAGAGAAUCUUCGAGAAAGAGCGAUUUUGGAGCGAGUGAUGGAUCUAUCGGGCGAAAAGGAAACCGGAUCUAUAGAUCUGAGCGGCGGCAGAGAGGGUUCAGGGGAGCCAAAGAGCUGCGCGGAUUGCCGGACAACCAAGACGCCUCUUUGGCGAGGCGGCCCCUCGGGCCCUAAGUCGCUCUGCAACGCGUGUGGGAUUCGGUACCGGAAGAAGAGGAGGGCAGUGCUGGGGCACAAGGAAGGGGAAAGGAGAGAAAGGAAGCAGAAGAGAGAGGACGAUAGUAGCAGCAGCACCACCACCACCACCACCAAAGAGUUGGGUGGGGUCUCGGUGAAGCUCAGGAUGUUGGGGUUGGGAAGCGAGGUGUUGGUGAAGAGAAGAUCUAUGCUUGACAGGAAGAGGAGAAGGAUGGGAGAAGUGGAGCAGGCUGCUGUGCUUUUGAUGGCUCUCUCCUCUGGAUUCCUCCAUGCUUAGCUUUACUCUCUUAUAUUAACCUUUGUUAGUGUAGAGAAGAAGAAAAGAAAAGUUUUGGAUGGUGUUCUUUUUGUGUUUCUUUUCUUUGGUUUAAGAAGUGGGUUGGUGAUCAAUCAAGUGUAAUCCCAUCCCUGUUCUAAUGUAUAAUGUUACCAUAAAUGGAGAAUUUUGUUGGCUUUUCUA